Messenger RNA from Prinia subflava (tawny-flanked prinia), 5103 nucleotides. RefSeq names its product 5-hydroxytryptamine receptor 7-like. The coding region runs from base 2307 to 3587 and encodes 426 amino acids. Gene Ontology annotation, molecular function: neurotransmitter receptor activity; G protein-coupled serotonin receptor activity. The transcript has 5 exons. Gene Ontology annotation, cellular component: dendrite; plasma membrane. The record is from RefSeq and is a predicted model, not a curated record. Gene Ontology annotation, biological process: smooth muscle contraction; chemical synaptic transmission; G protein-coupled receptor signaling pathway, coupled to cyclic nucleotide second messenger. NCBI's taxonomy places the organism in Eukaryota, Metazoa, Chordata, Aves, Passeriformes, Cisticolidae.
GCAGCUUCAGGGUGGACGGGAGGGGCUGCAAAAGCCAAAGCUUUGCUGGCAGGGGCUUCUCUUCCACCACCUCAUCCCCAAAUGUCCCCUGCAGCUCCUCCCCGUGUCCCCAGUCAGUCCCAGCCGGGCUGGGAGGAGGCUCUGGGCCCUGAUGGAGAACGGGGACAGCUCCCGAGAGCCCUGCAGGUAACCCGAAUUUGUAAAUCUUGGUGAUUAAAAGCUGCCUGUUGUCUGUGCAGGCUCCAGCAGAGGGAGUGUGGCUGCACGGAACGGGAUCAGAACGCUCUUGCCUUCAGCAAAUCCAGGCAGGACCAAUAAGAAAAAAACACCCCCAAAUCCUAUCUCAGAGUUUGAAAUCACAGGACAUGAACUCGACCUCUGUGCGUGAACCAGCUGAUUCCCAGUGAUGCCUCGAGAGGAAAAAAUUCCCUCCCUGUCUCUCCUUAAUGCAUAGGAGCUCCUUGCUGUGUUGUUCCCCCAAAAAAAUCCUCCAGGGGAGCUGGAAAAACCCCUCCAGGCUGUCCCUCACCCCGUGUGCCUCCUCUAACCCCUCUCCCAGGGGUGGGAGAAGCUCUGUGGCUCAGGCAAGGAUUGUUUCCCUGAAAUUCUCCGGGCAUCUGGCCACAGACUGCCUGAGCAGCUCCUCGGGGGGUGUUUUCAUCCUUGGCUGAAUUUCUCUGGGUUUGGAGGCUGCAGAAUCCGGCGGUUCCCGCAGCAGGGAGUUCUGCAGUUCCUCUUCUCCUCCUUGGAAAUUCCGGGUGUAUUUGGCAAAUCCCAGCGAGCUCCCGCGCCCCAGGCCGUGCAGGGUUUGUGCAUCAGCCCCAUCCCGCCCUGGUUCUGGAGGGGCCGGCAAAAAAACCACAAAAACCCGCACCUGUCAUGGGAAAAAAAGGGGGGAAAAAAUCCCGGAGCUCCUCCAGCACGUCGUGGCCUGGCGAGGAAGCUAUUUUCACCAGCCUCCCACACACGCUGCGAUGCUCGAGCAGCAAAGAGGAACCCCAGCGUUAAGCACAGCUUUAACAGCCCUGCUUUAGCUCACCGGCGCUUGCCUUGCAGAUGCGCGCUUUUCUGAAUGUGCGGGGGUUUUUGUUUGUUGGUGGGGUUUGGGGUGGUUGUUUUGGGUUUUUUUGGUGUUUGUUUUUGUUGUUGUUGUUGUUUUUGUUGGGGUUUUUUGUUGUUGUUGGGGUUUUGGGGUGAUUUUUUUUUUUUUUUUUUUUUUUUUUUUUUUUUUUUUUUUUUUUUUUUUUUUUUUCCCCCGGGAACAUCUGCCCCCAAAAUCCCCGGGGAUCGCUGCCGGCUCUCCCCGGAGGCAAUGCAGUGCUUGGCGCCACUGCGAUUUCAAGGUGUUUUUCCCAGACUCAGCCCUCCCGGCUGUCCCCUGCACGGUCCCGGGAUGAGAUUCCAGCACUCCCGGAGCGCUGAGCUCGGGGCAGAGCGCCGGGAAUCGCCUCCCGAGCCUGCGAACAGCUCCGGGGUCACAUCCCCGCAGCUCCCCCCUCCGAACUCCCCCAUCCCGAGGGAUGCAGGAUGGGCUAUCCAUCCCCCCGGGAAGGCGGCAGAGGGGCUGAAUUCCCGAGGGAAUGACCCUUGGGAACAGCCCGUGUAGCAGAUGGCUCUGCCCCGCAUCCUCCACCCCGGGAGCAGCGAGCUGUGACCGACCUCUGCUGCCCUGGGCUGAAACACCAGAGCGACCCCAAAGUCCCCUUGGAACAUUUGGUGAGGAGGGAAGUGGAUGUGGAUCUCUCCACGUCCUUUCCCGCGGUUUUCCUAGGAUUAGGGAAGGCUCUGCCUCUCCCUGGCUGUUCGCUGCUCCUCAGUGCGGGACCCGCUACCAGCCAGGAUGGGCUGGAAAAAAUGCAUGGAACAGGGAAAGAAACCCUUUCCUGUAAAAUAACCCUUAAAAAAAUAAUCAUGGGGAAGGGCGCCUUUCCCUGUGCCUGCCCUACUUGCUGGGUUCCAGGCUGCUUCUCCUGCCUCUCCAAAGGCAUCUCCUCAACUUCCAGCCUUUCCCUCCACAUCCUCACACGCUCCCCGCUCCCUCCCAUCGCUGCCGGAUCCGGCCCGGACCCCCCCGCCCGCUCUUUGCUCCUCCCUGGGGCUCCCGGGGACCAUCUGGGUCCCUGCCCGGCAGAGGCGAGGGGAGGGCGGUAGGAGGGACCGGCGAGGCGGGGAGGGGAGAAGGAUGCUCCGGGGGUGGCUCUUGGCUUCCUCGCCCGCCCGGAGCUCGCAGGGGCUCGCCUGGAGGAUGUCUCACCCCCUCGGCACAGGUGUCACUGCUGGGGGAGCGCUGGUGCCGAGCUCGGAGCAUGCUGCUGAGGGCCGGCCCCGGGAGGUUUCUGGAGCAGCACCUUCUCUUGGUGGAGAGCGCCGAGCAGCAGCGGCCGCCUCGGGAACCGCUCCCGGAUCCAUUCAUGACUGAGGAACCUCCCGCCCCAGCCGAGCCCGAGCUGCCGCCCUCCAACCUCACCAACGGCACGGACUGCGGCGAGGAGAUCCUGCUCUAUGGGGACACCGAGAAGGUGGUCAUCGGGGCCGUGCUCUCCAUCAUCAUCCUCACCACCAUCGCUGGCAACGGGCUGGUCAUCAUCUCCGUGUGCAUCGUCAAGAAGCUCCGGCAGCCCUCCAACUACCUGGUGGUGUCCCUGGCCGCCGCCGACCUGUCGGUGGCCUUCGCCGUCAUGCCCUUCGUCACCAUCACGGACCUGGUGGGGGGCGAGUGGCUCUUUGGGAAGGUCUUCUGCAACGUCUUCAUCGCCAUGGACGUGAUGUGCUGCACCGCCUCCAUCAUGACCUUGUGCAUCAUCAGCGUGGACAGGUACCUGGGCAUCACGCGGCCGCUGACCUACCCCGUGAGGCAGAACGGGAAGCUGAUGGCCAAGAUGGUCUUCAUCGUGUGGCUGCUGUCGGCCUCCAUCACGCUGCCGCCGCUGUUCGGCUGGGCGCAGAACGUGACGGUGGAGCGGGUGUGCCUCAUCAGCCAGGACUUCGGCUACACCGUGUACUCCACGGGCGUGGCCUUCUACAUCCCCAUGGCCGUCAUGCUGGUGAUGUACGGCCGCAUCUACAAGGCGGCCAAGGUCAGCGCCGAGAAGCACCGCUUCAUGAACUUCCCCAAGCACUACGAGGAGGAGGGCGUCUACUGCCUCGAGGCCUCCGGCCGCGCCCACCACAGCUCGCGGCGCACCAAGGCCGUGGAGGAGUGCGCCACGCUCUCCAAGCUGCUCCGCCAAGACCGCAAGAACAUUUCCAUCUUCAAGCGGGAGCAGAAGGCCGCCAGGACCCUCGGCAUCAUCGUGGGGGCCUUCACGUUUUGCUGGCUGCCCUUCUUCCUGAUGUCCACGGCGCGGCCGUUCAUCUGCGGCAUCCGCUGCAGCUGCAUGCCACUGCGGCUGGAGAGGACUCUGCUCUGGCUGGGCUACACCAACUCCCUCAUCAACCCCCUCAUCUACGCCUUCUUCAACCGGGAUUUGAGGACUACUUUCUGGAACCUGCUGCGCUGCAGGUACAGGAACAUCAACAGGAGGCUCUCGGCCGCCAGCAUGCACGAGGCCCUGAAAGCCACGGAGAGGCACGAGUGCAUCCUGUAGUGCCUGGAACGCCGGCUCCUGCCUCUCCACACCGGGUUCCUCGCUUCCCCGGCCUCCCAGGGGCUGGCAGGAGCUGCCCAGCCCUGCCAGACAUUGCCACUGAGAGGGACGGCCCUUCCCCUCACCCCAUGAGGAGCCACGGUUCUCCUCAUCCCGGGAAUAAAUGGAGGGAACUUUGGGAACAGCUCUUCCUUCUCACUCUGUCCCUGGUGGGAGCAAGACCUAGGGGGUUCAAGGCCUACCAACGACUGUGGGCAAGUCACGCCACCUUUCUGUGCCUCAGUUUACCCAUCUGUUACUAAAGUUUAAAAAAAAAAAAAAAAGGAGGAAAAGAAGCCCUCCCAGCCAAGCAACCAAACAAAAAAAUAAUGCUAAAAACUUGAUAAGACUGUGGCUCUCCACCUUCAAAAAGGGCUCUAAGGUCUGUGGAGGGCACACAAAAUCCUGUGUAAAGAUUGGCUGCACUUCUCUGUGGAAUCUGACAGCAGCUCCGUUGUACAUCCAAGCCCCCGUGCCAUCCCGGCUUAUCCGAACCCUUCUCCCCGAUGUAAUUGCAUUUCACACCCCCAGCUCACGUCCAGGUUUGCACGUCAGAGCAGAAAUACCAAUGACCCCGUUUCCCCCCACACUGUAGCACUGCAGCACUUGAAGGAGACGGAUUUGCGGGAUGAAACACAGACGAACACGGAGUUUCCUUUGUGGUUGGAUAGGGAAGUUUGACGCCUCCUCCUCAGCAGGGCAAGGAUCAGAGAGAGAAGCCAGUUGUGUUUAUUGGGUUGUACUGUAAUUCAUUCCCAGACGAGUGACGUGUGUUCAUCAUUUUGUGGCUAAUUGACUCCAUAAAAGCACGCUUUGGUUGACAACAGAAAAAAGCAUAUAAUUUCCCUGACAGCUUUAUGGUGUUUCAGUAUGAUGUCCAGCAAGCUUGAAAAAAUACACUGAAUGAUGUUAUCUUUUUCUUAAAAAAAAAAACAAAAAGAAAAAAAAAGGUUUGGUUUCCUUAUUUUGGUGUAAAAUCUUUGGUCUCUCUGACUUCAAAGCGUCUCUUCGCUUUUUUUGUGGUGGUGGCCUUGUUUUCCUGCAAUUGUCUUUUCUCAUGAUCAGCACUGUAGUAUAAAUUUGCAGCCCCACAAAUCUUUGCCUGCUUGAUCAUAGACUCAUAAAAUCCCAGAAUGGUUUGGGCUGGAAUAAACCUUAAAAAAUCAUCUUAAAAGUCAUGGGCAGGGACACCUUCCACUAUCCCAGGUUGCUCCAGGCCCCGUCCAACCAGGUCUUGGACACUUCCAGGGUAGCUGAUGUCUGCUCCAGUUCUUGUUGAACAUCUCUGGGUUUUUUUUGUCAAAGCCAGACUGCGCAGAGGCUCAGGGAAAGUUGUUUUUAGUGGUCUUUUUACUCCAAAUUUGCUUUAUCUGGUGUGAGUGGUGUAGUUCCACCUCUGGCACCAUCAGGAAUUCUGAGGCCUCCAUUCAUAUCUGAGCUGGGUGUUGGAUGUCCUGGCUGACUGCUGGCAAGUUUU